AUGAGCGAGAUCUAUGGAGUUCAGUCCAACAUCCCGAGCACGUUCGAUGCGGGCAUUGUCGCGGGAUCCUACUUUGCAAGUCUAUGCGGCUGCAUACUUACGAUUGAGAUCUUGCAUCGGCGAGGGACGGCAUUGAGGAAUUGGCGGAGCUGUCUUGCAUGCGCAAUAUCCAUGGGCCUGGUUGGAAUCUGGUGCAUGCACUUCAUCGGCAACCGUGCUAUCGUUCUCGGCAAUGGAGAUCCCUCAAUUCAGCUCGUCUACGCAUCAAACUGGACUGUCCUGUCAGUCUUCUUGCCUGUCAUCGGCCUGACUAUUGCGUUUUCUGCGGCCGAGUUCUCCAAUAUCUCGACCGUGCUGCACUGGAUUGCACUCACCUGCACUGGUGUGAUCGCCGGUCUGGCAGUUGUUUCUAUGCACUACCUGGGAAACAAGGGAAUCACGAACUACGUUCUGAAUUACCAUGCGAAGUUCCUCGUGGCCUCGGUCGUUAUAUCGAUCGGGGAUUGCUGGCUUGUUUUGCUAUUAUUCUAUCGACUGCGCGAAAGAUGGAUUUCAUCGUGGUGGAAAAGACUUCUGUGUGCCGCACUUCUUGCGGGUGGUGUCUCCGCCAUGCAUUUCACAGCGUCCACCAGUUGCGAAUAUAAGCUACUACGUUACAACGACGCUGCCGAUCUGCGAGCUCGAGAGACACAAGUACUCAUCGCAGCAGCACUCUGUGGAGCAGCAGCAGUACUGAUCGUCAUCAUCCUUCUGGUAGCUCGCCGGCGGGAUCAAAUCGUGCGGCGGAGGUCCCAAAAGGUCAUGCUGGCGUGCGUCAUGUUUGACCCAGAUGGAAGAGUGCUUGUAACGACAGACGGGGUUCUUCCUUCACGCGAGAUUACCGACAAGUACAACCAUCGUACCUUCAACGAUGACUUCGAUACUGCCCAUCCAGUCUUUCUCUGGAUCUACCGUGUGACCCACAACUGGGCCAGUGUGGUCGACCUGAUUCCCAGAAUGAGAAGCCAUCUCCACGCCCAGGCCGAUAGUAUCGGGGACGACUCCCGACCCAUCAGCUCUCCAGCCAGCGCCAUCUACGAUGCCGAUACUUAUAACGACUACGAAAUACUCUUCCGCGAACGCUUCUGCACCGCCGCCGCUUCGAUAGCAUCGACGAUCCACUUCCGACUCGACCAACUUGGCGUUCUCUACGAUCAGAUCAUCCAGACAGGGACGCUCCGAAUCGAACCUCAUCACAAGAUUUGCAUUCACAAGAACCUCUCUCUGUUCGGUAAAGGCCAACUCAUGUUCAUUACUCGGACACUGAACGCGGAAGAGACUCACAGACUACUGAACGGUGGCUUCAGAUUUGCCUACGUGGAGCAUGUUGGGCGGAACAUUGCACAUGCUAUGCAAAUUCCCCUUGCGACUCUCAUUGGACACUUCGCUGGACUCAAGCGAUACGUCUCGACGAAGAGAGGAAUCGCCGACAAGCCAGGCACCUGGCUGACAAUCUUCGCCAUGUCGCCCAAGACAGCAGGUAAAGGAUUCGACGUGGUUGUCAAGAAAGAUGCAAGAGAUUUGCUACCAGAUGUCCCGCUC
Messenger RNA from Zymoseptoria tritici IPO323, 1581 nucleotides. RefSeq lists its product as uncharacterized. The annotation marks the transcript as partial. The record is from RefSeq and is a predicted model, not a curated record. NCBI's taxonomy places the organism in Eukaryota, Fungi, Ascomycota, Dothideomycetes, Mycosphaerellales, Mycosphaerellaceae. The transcript is spliced from 4 exons.